ACUCAUGCCCAUAUCUCAACCUCUCUCUCUCUCUCUCUCUCUCUCUCUCUCUCUCUCUCUCUCUAGCUUGAUGUCUUGCUUCCCUGAUUCGACCAAAGCUUGGAGAAAACUCACCUCCAAACUCCGAACCAAGCUCCAAAAGCUCAGAAGAUCAAAGACCAUCAAGAAAGCAACUUCUCAUCUCAACAGGAGAGGAAAUUACCCCGCGAAAAGGCUGCGUCGUCGUUAUCGCCACCAUCAUCAGGGUUUUGAUCCUGUUUUUGUGGAUGAGCUCUUCCAACAAACCGCGCCAAGUGUUACUGAACAUGUAGUACUUGAACCAGAUAUCAAAGCGAAGAGUCCAACCAUUGAAGCUGCUGCUGCUGCUUCUUCUUCUUCUUCUUCUGCUGCUGCUGCUGAACAUUAUUUCAACUGUUCUUCGGUUGAUGAGAGAGCAGAGAUGUUUAUAGCCAAGUUUAGAGAAGAGAUGAAGCUUCAGAGGCAGAGAUCACUUGAGAAAUAUCAGGAGAUGCUUGCUCGUGGGUUGUAAAUUAAGGAAUGGGUAUUGUAUGAUUUUAAUUAUUUGUGCUUUAUGUUUUUUCUUUUCUUUUUUUUUAGUACUGUAAGUAAUUGUUUGGAAGUUUGAAGGUGCUAAUGCUGUAAUUAAUAUCUUGGGUAAAUUAUUACGCUUGACGACGGACCCCCAUGAGUUAUUAGGUGUUUU
Messenger RNA from Asparagus officinalis (garden asparagus), 703 nucleotides. RefSeq lists its product as uncharacterized. The transcript has a single exon. Lineage: Eukaryota; Viridiplantae; Streptophyta; Magnoliopsida; Asparagales; Asparagaceae. The record is from RefSeq and is a predicted model, not a curated record. The coding region runs from base 5 to 529 and encodes 174 amino acids.